AUGGCCAGCCAUGACAAUGUCCUCAGUUGGACACCACAUGAAGUAGCAGAUUGGUUACAAGAUCGUGGACACUGCGAGUAUAUUGAUACAUUUAAGAAGAAUAAAAUGGAUGGCCGUGCUUUACUUGCCUUAAAGGAGAAAGAUUUACGAUUGCUAGAUGGUUUAGCCACAUGUUUAGGCGAUUUAAAAAGGAUCUGGUUGGAUAUCCAAGAGUUGAAAGGACACGUUCAACCUACCAAUGGCCACCCAUUCAUUUCCAAUCGGUUUGCUGCCAAUGGCCAUUGCAAAUCCACUCCGACACAAGGAACGAUUACAGUCAAUGCUUUCCAUCAUGAUUGCCAAGAUGGUGCUUCCAUGUCAUGCUCUCAGUGUGCACAAGCAAGUCCUUUCCAUAUUAUUUCCGAUCGUUGGAAAGCGUUGAUUGCCGUAGCUUAUGCUUUAGGAUCCUUUCUCAUCUCCGCCAUUGUCAUGACAAUUGUUCAUGAACGUGUACCCGACAAGAAACUUUACCCUCCUUUGCCGGAUAUUGUCUUGGAUAAUAUCCCAGUCAUCCCUUACUCUUUUGAAUUGUGCGAGAUCACCGCUUUAAGCCUCUUCAUCUUACUGGGAAUCAUUAUCGUAUUUCAUAAACAUCGCUUUGUUAUUAUACGAAGACUAUGCGCCAUUGCUGGCACUGUCUUUUUACUCCGUUGUGCCACUAUGUUUGUUACCUCUUUAUCCAUACCUGGUCGCCAUUUAGAAUGCGAUUCGAAGACAAAUGGUGAUUUCGCUUCCAUUAUGAAUCGUGCUAUACAAAUAUGGUCCGGUUUUGGCAUGACUAUUGCCGGAGUUCGAACUUGUGGCGAUUACCUAUUUAGUGGGCAUACUGUCGCCGUUACUUUAAGUAACUUCUUUAUCACAGAAUAUACACCUGAUAGCUGGCAUUUACUCCAUUUUCUUACGUGGACUCUCAAUCUAUCUGGCAUUUUCUUUAUUUUAGCUGCACACGAACAUUACUCUAUAGACGUUUUAAUUGGAUAUUAUAUUACUACACGUCUCUUUAUCUAUUAUCAUGCUUUAGCUAAUUCACGUAUUGCUCGCCAACGUCAACGAGGUAGAACAUUUAGUUACUUACCCAUGUUUGUAGUUUUUGAAUACAAUGUUGAGCCUGUCGCAAACGAAUUUGAAUGGCCAAUUUCUUGGCCAUCAAAGUGGAGGUUUGGCCUGAAAUCCGAUAAUGAAAGCAAGUAA
This is a messenger RNA of Trichoplax adhaerens, 1230 nucleotides long. RefSeq lists its product as uncharacterized. Gene Ontology annotation, molecular function: ceramide cholinephosphotransferase activity; protein binding; sphingomyelin synthase activity. Lineage: Eukaryota; Metazoa; Placozoa; Uniplacotomia; Trichoplacea; Trichoplacidae. The coding region runs from base 1 to 1230 and encodes 409 amino acids. The transcript is spliced from 3 exons. Gene Ontology annotation, biological process: ceramide biosynthetic process. Gene Ontology annotation, cellular component: Golgi membrane; endoplasmic reticulum membrane. The record is from RefSeq and is a predicted model, not a curated record.